AUGAGAUCGCGCAACCGAUAUCCUCUGGUUACAGUUCGCGACCACGGCAGGAGAGAUCAUCUCGAGAGCUCUCAUGCUGCCUUCAUCAAGCAGCUGCCCGAGUUUGCGCGUCAUCUUCCCUACCAAGUCGGCACUACUGGGAUAGUCACGACUGCUGGCGCUUCUAGCUUUGGACAGGCGGUCUCCCUUGUCCUCCUAACGCGACAAACCGGUUCACAACUCCCGAUACAAAUAGUGCUCGACUCGACGGCGCCAUGGAUAGAUUUUCUCUGCGCCAACGAAAUGCCCCGUCACGACGCGGCCUGCCUUUACAUCAACGACAUGUGGACAAAGUUAUAUCCGUUCAUCACCGUCAAGUUCGAGCGCUUUCAGUGGAAGUCCAUCGCCCUCGUGGCCUCGACCUUCCAAAACGUCCUCUUUCUCGAUUCCGACUGUCUCCCCAUCCUCAACCCCGACCGCAUCUUCGAAAAAGGCGCCGAGCCAUUUACGUCAGCUGGCUUUAUCACCUGGCCUGACUUCUGGGCGUCCUCAACCUCGGCCAUGUUCUACAGGGUCGCCGGAGACAUCGAGGUGCCGCCGCUGACAUCCCGCGCCACGUCGGAAAGCGGCGUGAUCGUCUACGACAAAGCGCGUCACGCCGACACACUUCUCCUCGCGGUGUACUACAACUACAACGGGCCAGGGCGCUACUACACGAUGCUGACACAGCACGGGCCAGGAGAGGGGGACAAGGAGACAUUCUUCCAGGCGGCAUUGGUGCUGGAUGCGCUGCGGGAGAAGGGGGUCUACAACCCGCCGACCGAGUGGAUGAAGCCUGGCGUGGGGGUGAAGAAAGGAUACUGGGAUGUCAAGACUAUGCCACAGGCACACGGACGAACAGCUAAGGGAAACAAGUGGCGGGGCAUGUUCAUGCAGCAGAUGGACCCGAUGGAGGACUACCGGGCAGUCAUGGCCGCAGUGAAAGAGGCAGCAGACAACACGCCCUCCGACAAGGCAACAAGAUCAAAACACGACGACCACCCCCCUCCGCCCCGCCGCUUCUGGCCAUUCACCAACCUAUUCCCCAAAACAACACCACAAAAAACAAACCCCGACGACCCCAACAACCCAUCCACCUACCUCACCAACUCCACCUUCCUCUCCGCCACCGGCAACCUCACCACCACCCCCGACACCGCCCGCUUCAUGUUCUUCCACCACAACGGCGUCAAGCCCGACUUCACGCGCCUACGGGACGCCACCGCGGGUAUGCAGGCCGAGGGGGACGACGGCCGCCGGCUACGCAUGUGGGGCGACCCGGCCUGGAUCGUCGCCCGCACGGGUCGCGACGUGGAGAAGCUAUGGUGGGAGGCGUCGCUGGAGGUGUACUGCCAGCCUGGGGUGACGAGGUGGUUGGGUGCGGUGUGUGAGGAGAUGAGGAGGGUUUGGGGGAGGGUUUAUGAGUAG
Chaetomium fimeti is the source of this 1446-nucleotide messenger RNA. Its product is annotated as mannosyltransferase putative-domain-containing protein. Gene Ontology annotation, biological process: mannan biosynthetic process. Lineage: Eukaryota; Fungi; Ascomycota; Sordariomycetes; Sordariales; Chaetomiaceae. Gene Ontology annotation, molecular function: alpha-1,2-mannosyltransferase activity. Gene Ontology annotation, cellular component: Golgi apparatus. Bases 1 to 1446 code for a protein of 481 amino acids. The transcript has 2 exons. The record is from RefSeq and is a predicted model, not a curated record.